Molecule: messenger RNA, 1238 nt
Organism: Lottia gigantea (owl limpet)
Lineage: Eukaryota; Metazoa; Mollusca; Gastropoda; Lottiidae
Exons: 4
Coding region: 57-362 (101 amino acids)
Source: RefSeq, a predicted model, not a curated record
CUAAAAGUUCACGUUGUAAAGGAAAGAGAUUGAUCCACGUAACGAAAUUCUCAAACAUGUCUCAUACAAUCUUAUUAGUUCAACCUCAUUCCCGACCAGAUACUAGAACUUAUUCAGAUUAUGAAUCCUUAAAUGAAUGUUUAGAAGGUGUAUGUAAGAUAUUUGAAGAACAUUUAAAGAGAUUAAACCCAGAUCAACAGAGUAUAACCUAUGAUAUCAGUCAGUUGUUUGAAUUUAUUGAACAGUUAGCAGACUUAAGUUGUUUAGUGCAACAGAAAUCAUCUGGAUUGUAUGUUCCCCACAAUAAAGAAUGGGUAAAACAAGGAAUAUAUAGUAUGUUGAGGAAACAGGCUGCUAAAUGAAAAGACCACAAGUGGAUCUGAAAGUUUUGUCAAGUAGUGACAAGGAUUUUGUACACCUAUUGAUGUCAUCAGCUUGCAAAUAUUUCAAGAUGAUAAAAGCUAUGGACAAAUGUUUUCUAAAAGACUGAAUGAAAGUUCAUCAUUUCAUGUUUUAGUUAUUUUAAUUUUGUUUACUUUCAUGCAAGGAUCAUGGAAAUCUAUUACAUAUUGAGAUUUUGAUGUGGUAGAGGUAAAAGAUUUUCUUGCUUUUAUAUUAUUUGGCUUCAUGAUGCUGCAACAUGUAAGCUUAUAUAUGGAAUUAUCAUUAUAUGUGCUAAAGUGGUUGAGUAACUGCAGUUUAUUUCUCAAAAAAUGGUCAGUUUUUCUUAAAGGGUUAGAGGUUUUCUGUAACAUGGACACUGAUAGCAUCAAUUUGCACUGUUUCGGAAAAUUGUUUGAUAACGUCACUUAUUGCAAAAUGUGCUUUUAUCACAUAAGGCCCUUCGCAAUAAGUGACAUCAUCAAACACUAAGUUUAGCAGGAACCAGAUGUAUGAUUGAAUUUGGAAUUGUGCAAAUUGAUGCUAUCAGUGUCUUUGAUACACAUAAAAUAUUUAGAAAACCUCAUUACAAUCUCUUCAAGUAUAAUUAUCUAAUACAUUUGAGGCUUAAACACAUAUAUGAACUUUUUUUUUUAAGAGGCCCUGGUGUGGCAAUGAAACCAAUGAAAGUAAAGGUUUAAGUUUUUGACAGAUAUCUCAUGUUGGAAAGCUAUUUUAAGUUAAAACCAGUGGAAUUGUUGUUGGGUGACAAUAUCAAAUCUUAAUGUAGUGUGAAUGGGAAUAGUUCAUUGUGUAUUUUCAUGUUUGUAUAAUUCUAUUAAAUCAUUUGUAUCAAA